Molecule: messenger RNA, 1930 nt
Organism: Anastrepha ludens (Mexican fruit fly)
Lineage: Eukaryota; Metazoa; Arthropoda; Insecta; Diptera; Tephritidae
Exons: 2
Coding region: 827-1195 (122 amino acids)
Source: RefSeq, a predicted model, not a curated record
AUUUUCACUUCACGCUGAAACUUGCAAUUUUCAUAGGAAACUCAACCAAAAUGUCCUAAUCAGUAGCUGCGAACAAUACUUACAAUUUACCGUUAUCCGCAUUCCACACUGUUUCAAUCGUGUUUAGUUUUGAUCAGUUGUUUGUGACCAGUCGCUAAUAUUGCAUCAAAUUUACGCGUAAUUUUGGUGAAAUAAUACGUAUUUUUAUAAGCAGUGUUAAUUUUUCUAAAGAAAAAUAUUGCCCUUUUACUGGUAAGUACAAAUAUAUAUUUUAAUAAGAGUUUUGUGAAAAAUAUUCAGCGAAAAUUAAUUUUGGGAUGCAUGUGUCCCAGCAGGGCUUUAUAUGGGGACAUAUGUAUAUGUCCCAGCAGUACGUUGUACAUAAUGUAUCACACAGCUAAUUAUUUUAUUUUUGCAACUUCGUAGACAGCAAAAAUGUCGAAAUUAAAUCGCGAUCAAAUUAGUGCAUUACUUUAAGAAGAUGAUGAUGAAUCCAUGGAAUCAGGAACUGAUUUUAGUGACGAAAGUGAUGAUAUUUAUAGUCCUGAGUUAGAUAAAACCACUGGCAAGGACGAUUCUUCCAGCCAUUCAGAGGAGACCGGAUUGAGUGACGAGAAUGGUGGCAUAGACGAUCAACCUGCACGAGGUGAGGAAGCCUCAGGCACGGUUAUUUGGAGCACACCGAAUGAGUCGUUUGUUUCAAGAAAAUCGGUUAGUAACCACCGCGAAUGCAAAAUCGCAGUAAAUAUUGGGCGCCACUCAACCCCCACGAAAUUUUUCGCAAAUUGUUUCCAAGAAGCAUAUCUUUGUACAUUGCCCAAGCAAUAUGCCACUCAAGCCAGUGAAACGGGGCAUCAAAAUGUGGCUUCGCUGCUAUUCUUUGACUGGAGACACCUAUGACAUGAGUAUCUAUUGUGGAAAAGAAGAAUCUGUCCUUGAAAGGACACUCGGCGAACGAGUUGUGAAUGAUCUUGCAGCAACGAUUUCUAACCCUGACGUGACACUUUGCUUUGAUCGUUUUUUCACCACUGUUAAUCUUAUUAACAACAUACAAUAUCCAGCUUUAGGAACAUUCAUGUCCAACCGGAAGAAUGUUCCGAAAAUACCAGAAAAAUUGCAGCGAAGCGAAGCUAUUUUCAAAGUUAAUUCGGCGGGUAAAGUGGCAGGACGUCAAAGAGGUAAUGCUGCUCAGUAACUACCACACUCUGAAAUGACCACUGUUAGACGCAAAAUGAAAGAUGGAACUGAGGCAGAGUUUCCAUGCCCUGACAUCGUAAAGACGUACCGCGCAACAAUGGGCGGUGUGGACUUGGCAGAUCAAAUGUCGGGAUUGUAUGAUAUGAACAGAAAAUCAAAUAUAUAGUGGAAAAAAGUAUUUUAUCGUGGCAUGAUGAUGGCUGCUGUAAACACUUGGGUUAUAUAUUCGGAGCUGAAUAGGAAGAAACCUGCCUUAUUACCAGUGCUGGUCGAGAUUGCUGAGUCGCUAAUUGAAAAAUAUAUAAAUGAUCCCGUCGGUCUGGAAGAUCAUCGAAUAGGUACAAAUCAAUGACAAAUGUGGGGGAUCAUUUACUCAUAGAGCAGUCUAAAAGACGUCGGUGCGUAGCAUGCGCCAAUCGAAAAGUCGAGAAAAGAACAAAAAUUAUUUGCCGGGCUUGUAAUUUGCCAUUCUGUAUACAAUGUUUCGCUUCAUCACAUUCAUAAAAUAAAUAAAAGUACAAAUCAUAUGUUAUUACCAAAAAAAUGUUUCUACUUUCUAGGUGUAGUUUGUACCCUGUUGGGACAAAUAUAUCCCAUUUUUAAAUACUGUUGGGACACAUAUGUCCCACCUCAAAAUACCGUUAUCUACAUAAGUUACAAGCUUCAUCUAGUUUCUAUGCCCAUAAAGUACCAAUGGGUGCCCAAAAAUUCAAAAAUAUAGUUUGAGCAAAUC